AUGGAUUCGAAUGAAGAAAUUGCAUUUUUCAUUUUACUAUGUUGCUAUUGGUUGAAUCCAGCAUCCAAUAGAAUUGGAAGGGCAAUGGAUAAUGAUUCGGAAAUGACCGGUCAUCAACAUACUCAAGAAUUGUUACAUGGAACUUCCACACAAUGUCAUGACCUGAUGCGUCUUCCACGUGAAGUGUAUGUAUUUUUAUGCAAUCAUUUUAGACGAAACAAUUGGUUGCAAAGUAGUAAGCAUAUAAGCAUUGAAGAAAAGAUGGCUAUGUUCUUGACACCUAUAGCACAUAAUAUAUGGUUUAGGAUUAUCAAACGAAGGUUUCAACACUCCACAAAAACAGUUCAUAGAUGCUUGCAUGAGGUGCUAAAUGCAAUGAUGAUUUUUACAAAAGAAGUUAUAGUGCCAACAAAUUGUAAUGCAACCGUGAAUUCAUUAGAGAGACAUCGUAGGCUAAAAGAAAUCUUUCCUGGAGCAACAGGUGCGUUAGAUGGAACUCUUGUACAUACAGUCGUGCCUGCUGAUCAACAAACUCGCUACAGGGGACGAGGAAAAGAUAAAUAUUACCUUUGCGAUGCUGCAUACACCAACACUCGUGGAUUUAUGACUCCUUACCUUAACACGAGGUAUUGGUUAGCCGAUUUUCGACGACGGCGUGCGUUAACUAAGGAAGAAAAAUUCAAUCAUGCACAUGCGCAACUCAGAAAUGUUAUUGAACAUGCUUACGGUAUUUUGAAGGCGAGAUUCCCAAUCCUAAAGCGAAUGACUCAUUUUCCUUUUUCAGUGCAAAGAGAUAUAGUCAUUGCUUGUUUUGCAGUCUAUAAUUUCAUAAGGAAAUGCGAUAUUCAUGAUAAGUUAUUUAUGACAUUCAAGGAGAAUAACGGUCAAACACAAGGGGGAGAGAAUGAUGGCCAAAACGUAGACGAUAUGGAAUGGGGUUUACAAGGCAAUGAAUACGUAGAUAAUUUGCGUGACCAGAUUGUGAAUGAAUUGGGGUCAAAUUAA
Lactuca sativa (garden lettuce) is the source of this 1005-nucleotide messenger RNA. RefSeq lists its product as uncharacterized. NCBI's taxonomy places the organism in Eukaryota, Viridiplantae, Streptophyta, Magnoliopsida, Asterales, Asteraceae. The record is from RefSeq and is a predicted model, not a curated record.